Molecule: messenger RNA, 5668 nt
Organism: Gekko japonicus
Lineage: Eukaryota; Metazoa; Chordata; Lepidosauria; Squamata; Gekkonidae
Gene: ABTB1
Product: ankyrin repeat and BTB (POZ) domain containing 1
Cellular component (GO): cytoplasm; ubiquitin ligase complex
Molecular function (GO): protein binding
Source: RefSeq, a predicted model, not a curated record
UUAAUGGACUAAUUCUUCCAUUGUUUCCAAUGAACAAAUGAUCGCUUUCCCCUUUCUCGCGGGGAUGGGGGAGCGCACGACGCGCAAGGUAACCAGGAAAUCCCGUCUGUAACCGUCUUCCGGGUCAGUGGGAAUGACUUCCAGCAGCAGGGUUCCCGCACCUGUCAUUUCCGAACUCAAACUCCUUUUCCCCGCCAAUGGAUGGAACGCCGCGUCGAGCGCCCAUUCGUGAUUCCGGAACGAGGGCCGGUGGUCGCUCCUGCGGUUUCCCCGGCGCUGCGCACGAUGUCGAGCGGCGUGUGAUCUCGUACAGAGAAAGAGGCUGUCGUGGGAGGAGCGCGCCCGUGCUUGGGGGCCCGCAGGGAAUGCCUUGUCUAAAGAGCGGGGUUCUCGCCUGCUUCCCUCUGUCCGGGGCCGCCUAGCGAGCCAGCCUCCCCCGUCGCCUCGGGCCCGGGCACUCUAGAGCCUUGUCGGCACUCUAGAGCGAGCGGACGGAGGGGGGCGGGUCCGCUGGCUCCCCAGGAAGGGCGGAGAGCGAGCGAGCGAGAGAAGGAAGGAGACGCAGGGCCUGGCUUCUCGCUAUCGGCUCCCCCGCCGUUGUUUACAUCCGCCAUCGCCGCUGCCUCUCUUGCGCUGUAGACUUCCCGGCCUCUCGGCCGCUGCCCGCUUCUUUGACGCUUCCCCCCAGGCAGGGUCAAUGCGGCGCCUUCCGCCGGCCGGGCCAUGGACACCAGCGACCUCUUUACCAGCUGCAAGAAGGGCGACGUCUGCCGAGUGCGGUACCUUCUUGAACAGAGAGAUGUUGAAAUCAAUGUCCGGGAUAAAUGGGACAGUACCCCUUUGUAUUACGCUUGUCUCUGUGGACAUGAGGAGCUUGUACAGUACCUUCUAGCCAGUGGUGCGAAAUGUGAAGCAAACACCUUUGAUGGCGAGCGCUGUUUAUAUGGGGCCUUGAGUGAUGCUAUCCGGCGAGUGUUGAAGGAGUACAAGCAAAUUACAGCCAAGUGCAUGAAGAGAGAUUACUACGAUGUCUUCCUUCAACGACUUCUGGAGCAGGGUUACCAAAGUGACAUUGUCUUUAUUGUCCAUGGGAAGUCUUUCUGUGCCCAUCGCUGCAUACUUGGUGCCCGGAGUGCAUACUUUGCAGAAAUGUUUGAGACCAAGUGGAAGGGGAAGAAUGUCAUAGCACUAAAGCACCCACUGAUUAACCCAGCUGCCUUUGGCUCCCUUCUGCAGUACCUCUAUACAGGCCGUCUAGACACUGAUGUAGAAUAUGUGAGUGACUGCAAAAGACUGGCUAAGCAAUGUCGUCUCCAGAAUCUCAUUGAAGAUUUGGAAACCAAGUGUAAAAAGGUGUAUGAAUUUGUUUCUUCCAAGCCAGGGACCUGUGUGAAGGUGCUGACGAUUGAGCCCCCAGGUAACUCACGGCUGCAGGAAGACCUGGCUUUACUAGCAGACUGCGCCCUGCCAGCUGAACUCAGGGUGGGUUUUGGAGAGUUGCCUUUUGACAACACUGAUAGCUUCAACAGCUGUCCUGAUGUGUGUUUCCGCGUGGCAGACUACAAUUUCCUGUGCCACAAGGCUUUUUUCUGUGGCCGCAGUGACUACUUCAAAGCCCUCCUGGAGGAUCACUUCUCUGAAAGUGAGGAGCUGCAAACUCAGCCCAGCAUCCCCGUUGUGACACUUCAUAACAUUUCAGAAGAGAUCUUUAUCCAAGUCCUCUAUUACAUCUACAGUGAUGACACAGAGCUGUCUCCCGAGAAUGCCUAUGAUGUGCUUUGUGUCGCAGACAUGUACCUGUUACCUGGGCUCAAACGACUCUGUGGGAAGACUUUGGCCCAGGUUCUUGAUGAAGACAAUGUAGUCAGCAUCUGGAAGGUUGCAAAGCUGUUCCAGCUGACCCGGCUGGAAGACCAGUGCACAGAGUACAUGGCAAAGAUAACUGAAAAGCUGGUGGAGCUUGAGGAGGUUGCAGUGGCGGUGAAGGAGAAUGCCGGGGUGGAAGAACGGCAGGAGACAGACUCCAUUCCCCUUAUUGAUGACAUCCGUUUCCACAUAACCAGCAACGUGCAAACCUACAGUGCCAUUGAAGAAGCUAACCAGAAACUGGAAGCCCUGGAUAAUCUUUUGGCCACCAUCGGGCUUGAAUGUUAAUCUGGGCCAUCUCUUUGUGUGACUUCGUGGUGGAUCGACUCAGAGUUUCGUUCUCGAGAUUUCUCAUCCUUCCCUCUCCCCCUGUCCCUUGCGUGCAUGCAUGCACACCCUCCCCAUCCCAGAUUUGUAGCUCCAUCCUCUUCUGUGCAUGGCUUCUGUUUCUAAUUUACUGGCAUUCUAAAAGUUGCAUGCUGGCUCAUUUUCCCUUCUCCCAAGAAACAAAUCUCAUGGAACACUGAUUAGUGAUUAGCAAGCCCAGUUUAAUGGCAAAUUUAGUUCCUGCCAAAUGUUGCAGGCCCAGCAAUACCUGGUGAAAACUGUUGCUACCCACAGAGCUUUGACACAAUAGCUUUCUGCAAGGAAAUUAAAGCAAAUGAAAUACAAGGCAGUCAGGAAUAAAUCAGCCUAAAUUCAAGGAUAAGUAGGGGAACCAAAACUUUUACAGGAAUGUAGAGAGGUUGCCUUUGUGCUUGCUGCCACUUGUCAUGCAGUAAUGGUUGUUUCCCUCUCCGUCCUGCAUAUUUGCCUUCCAGAUUUGGGAAACAGGAGAAAGGAAGGACCUUGGCUUUCUAAUCCAGUUGUCUUAUUCUUUGGCAGACUUAUUUUUGUUUCCCAUUUCUGUUCUACCUUUCUGUUCCACCAAAUGGCAUGGUUUACCAUGGUUUGUCUUUUGUUAUUGGACGCAAACACACUCGGCCACCUUUACUAUUACUGCUUCUGCAGGAGAAACUCCAGUACAGAGGUCUGUCGGGAACUUCAGAUGUAGUUGUGUAUCUGUUCUGUUGGAAGCAUAGAAAUGGCAUUUUUUUUUAGAUUUCAUUGGACUGAAGACUUUAGAAAAUCCUUCAGGUCGUACCAAGAAGUGUUCCAGUCCUGGUACAGGUUGGUUGUAUGUGGUGUGCUUGGAGAAUACCCUGCUGAAGACCCAGCCUCAUUCCCCUUUUGUGAUAGAAAUGGAAGCUAGCAUUGUAUAGACACUGAUACUAUCUGUCUGGGGUGGGGCGGGACUUGAAAUCCCCUGGCUGUGCCUUGCUGCCUUUCGCAAGAGCAAUGCAUUGAAUUGCACAUUUACAUCAGGUCCUCUGUUUGGAUCUGUGCAUGUUGAAGGUUACAUAUAUGGGCCUCUGUGCAAAGGUAUGAUGUGGAUGUUAGGUCCAUAAAGGGGUGGAACCAUUUGACACAAUCUUAUGCACAAACAGGAUACUAAGAUCUGCAUAGGGCUGUUGACAGGUCUCUAACUGAUUGUGUCAGACUGAUAGGACUACAGAGAAUAGAGUCUGGGUCAAGUUGGACACAUGCAGUCUUCCAUGCUGUGUGAAUGAUACCUGAGGACGAGUGAAUAUCUGCAUGCUGAGUGGGACAGGUAUAUGAGUGCUCUCAACUAAUAUUAAUUACAAAGUCCCUCUUAUUUCCCCUGUGUUAUUAAUAUGCAUUAGCCUGUCACGAUGCUGAUAGUAGAGGAGGGUCUGCUGUGAGGGCUAACCUCUGAGUAACCAGAAUCUAGGAAGGCCAUGGUUAGCAAACACGUAGAAUGCACUAAUUUCAUUUGACUGCAUAGUGCCCAUUCCAGCCAGAUUCCAAACAUUUUUUUUCUUUCCCUCAGCUGAAGUCAGGAAAAUGUCUGCUUGUCACAAAGAAAGAUUAAGGUAUUUUUAGGAUGGCUGUCUUAAAAUUUUCUUAGUAAGCAAAACUUCGAUGCCUCUCUCUCUGGGGAGGAUAAGAAUUUUAAGGGGGGUGGGGAAGACCACGAGAAAUCCAAAACAAAGCCUAACGUGGGAACUUCAACUCUGGCCAAGAUCAUGCAUGAGCUUUGUACCUCAUUACCUGUCUAAAAUUAUGUUCUAAAGAUGCAGGUUUGACAGUGAGUAGAUGAAGACCAUUUAGGAUUAUCUUGAAUGAUGAUUGUACUGACUGUACAGUGGAGGUGUGGCUCUUGCAGACUGAUUAUCGGGUCCUCAUUAUUCCAGCUUUCCAAGCACUGAUAACAUAUAAGUCAGGUCAACAGUUUGUUGUUUCACCUCUGUGGUCAGGGCUGCGAUGAAGUGAGAAGCUUUUCUGUAUCUGUUGAUGUGACAACUUAUGCCAUCACUGAGGUAUGUUAGCAGAAUUGAAGUAUUGGCCUUAUUUUGGCUCUGUGUAAAGGCGUACUAUACUGUUCACAUUUAUGUGAUGUCUGUUCUAAUUAGACUCUUGUAAAGGGAUUGUGGCAAUUAAACACUCUGCGCUUGAGAAAGCACAGAACGUCCCAUAGUAAAGUUAGGUCUCUAAAUAAGUUUUCUCAAAGCCCACACAAAUCUGUACAACUCACUUUGAUUUCCGAAAGCACAACCUAAUUUGGAGCAGAAAACCAGGAGGCUUUAAGGGCCCAAGCAGCUUUUGACAAGUAAAGCCUUCACCUUAAGGGUGACUUGGAAUGUUGGUGGUUUUGUUCUUAUGUCUUAAGGGGAUUAUAUUUACUCAAAGAUACAUGGUGUGUGGGGGGUGGGAUUUAUGCAGAAAAGAGUAAACUAUUGGUCUGGUAAAGGUGCUGUCUUUUUUUCUUCGUUUUGUGAAAAGCAACCUUAAAAGUGAUUGGAAGAGUUUGGUGCUGGGAUUCUUGAAAUCAGGACUUGAAUAGGCAUAAGUCUCCAUUUGUAUGGCUUUUGUCACGGUAGCAACUUACAAACGUAUCUCUGUGAACAAAAGGAAACAUAUUACUGGAAUGAACUUGUAUCUUUCUCCUCCUGCUGCUCAUUGUUUCUGUUUUCUGGCCAUCUUUUCUGUUACCCAUUUGAGUCUUUUAGUGGCCAUCUGUUAUGUAUUUCCACUAGCAAAUGAUUGGGUGUAUAAUCUUCAGAGUUUCUACCUAUACUUAAUCAAUGGGGGCAAAAAGAAACUUGAGAAGCAUAGGGAAGGAAGCAUCCUAAUGUUUUCCCCUUCCAGGUUUCUAACAGAGUAAAAAAAUGGGUACAGCGAAAGGAAAAAAAGCAUAGUAUAGUGGAGGUUCUACCUCAGAAAUUACUUUUAGUUGUUGAGCCACUGAAAAUGAUGUUAGCUUCUGGUAUGUUAAAGGCAGUCUUUCUAUUUCUUCCUCAUUAGCACAGGUCUGCUCAGACAGAUAUGUUGGAUAGAUCCAGAACACACUGUCUUUCUGAGUGUGUUUAGUAUCUGUGUCUCUGGGCUCAGCUCCUUGGUGAAUUGUCAUGCUGCUCAAACAGUCUCUGGUAAAGUUUAGCUUCUUGCAAAUUUGGUGAAGGAGAAAAAUCGGGCACACAACAUACAGUGAAAAAUCACCAACAAAAUACAAAAGAGAAGAAAUUAACGACUUUCCUAAUAAUUAUUGAAUGUUCUUCUCGGCGAUCAGUAUAGUUGUAUUACAAGGCAACGGAAAAUUAUUUUUGUCUUACUGUUUAUGGCCCAAUUUUGUUUACAUUGACUCAGCCCUCUCUAUGAUCUUUGUUUAAAAAUAAAGAGAAUGUAAAGCCUUUCUGAACAGCAAUAUAAUAUAUUUAAAAGCUUAAUAUAUAAGCAUGUG